AUGAUGGCGGUCGAGACCUACCGGGCCCCUCCCCGCCGGGAGGUCGAUGAGGGGGGACCCACCGAAGCAUGCACUCUGACCGCGCUCCCCAUGGACGCCAUGUCCCGCAUCGCCGGCAGUCUCUCCCUGGCAGACGCCGGCAAGCUGGCCCAGACCUGCACCACCCUCCGCGCCUGCGUGGAGUCCCCGGUCCUCCGGGGCGAGCUGCUGGACCGCUGGGUCUCCUGCCAGCCGCGCGAUGCGGGGUGCACCAAGGACCUCCUGCGCAACCUGGCGGGGCCCAGGGGCGACCUGGCCCUGUUGCACCGCCUGUCUGCCUGGCCGGCGGGGCUCUGGGUCGCCCAGUCUGGCGACCAGGUGGUGGAGAGCUGCCGGCUGCUGCCCCUGUGGAACCAGCUGGAGGUGGGGUCGUACUCCCCACCCGACUCCGGCGCGCCCCGCUGGCGCUGGCUCCGCAGCCAGCAGAAGUCGCCCAGCCUGGCCCGCAUCCGCCCCAGCGGCCUCUCCCUCGACAUGGUCGCGCGCUGGCCCUGGUUCCAGACCGGGUUCAACCCACUCAUGGGGGAGCACGGCCGCCGGGUGGCCUUCCACCGGGUCGCCACCCACCCCGUGUCGGCACGGGACCUGGGGCUGGGCCCGCGCUUUCCUCCUCCGCCGGACGCCAUCGCACGCAUGCAGGGUCUAGUGACGGGGGCCUACUCCACGCAUGGGACCGAGGUCCUGAGCCUGCGGCUGUGCGGGCCCAGCUCCGCACCCCCCUCUGAUUCGGGUGUCACCGGCGUGAGGCUGGAGGCCCUCAAGCUCAUCGGCGACGUGAAUGUGCCUGGCGGACAGCUGUCCUUCGUGGUGGAUGCCGAGUCGGGCGUCGCUGGGCCGACGCGGCACAGCCGCCUGCACGACUUUGCGGCCGAGGACUCCCGGCCCAUCUACUCCUUCGCCGACGGGCGGUCGGCUGUGGUGGACGUCGAGCGGCUCCCCAUCUGCGCCCAGUUCCGGGCUCUGGGUCAGAUCAACGAGUUUGAGGGUGUGCUGGUGGAGGUGGAGGGGAGGGGGGGCCUCUGGCAGCCAGAGUGGGUGCCAGCGGUGUUUGUUGUCUACUCCCAAGCCCAGCCACAUCCAGCGGGGCACUCCUGCGCCAUCGUGUUCUGCGAUGAGGAUCGACCGUACCGCCACAUCAUUGAGUUCACGCCCCUGCCGAAUGAUCUGCUGGCCACCUUGAAUUCAGAGCGGGACGGCGACUCCCAGCCAGCAGCCGCUCCAAGAAGCGCCGAGCCUCUGAACAGGGUACAAGCAGAGCACUGA
Auxenochlorella protothecoides is the source of this 1302-nucleotide messenger RNA. RefSeq lists its product as hypothetical. The record is from RefSeq and is a predicted model, not a curated record. Bases 1 to 1302 code for a protein of 433 amino acids. Gene Ontology annotation, molecular function: protein binding. The transcript has 5 exons. NCBI's taxonomy places the organism in Eukaryota, Viridiplantae, Chlorophyta, Trebouxiophyceae, Chlorellales, Chlorellaceae.